Messenger RNA from Hyposmocoma kahamanoa, 1233 nucleotides. RefSeq names its product zinc finger BED domain-containing protein 6-like. Gene Ontology annotation, molecular function: DNA binding; protein dimerization activity. Bases 1 to 1233 code for a protein of 410 amino acids. The transcript has 3 exons. The record is from RefSeq and is a predicted model, not a curated record. NCBI's taxonomy places the organism in Eukaryota, Metazoa, Arthropoda, Insecta, Lepidoptera, Cosmopterigidae.
AUGGCACCUAAGAAAACAAGUUCUGUGUGGAAAUUUUUUAACAAAAUUGAUGACAAGUCUUCAAAAUGCAAACUAUGCCUGAAAAUUAUUAGAUCUGCAGGAAAUACGACCAAUUUAAUGGGACAUAUUCGUAAUAUUCACAAAUCUUCUUAUUUAGAAAUUGUUCCUAAGCCAAAAUCUGGUAUAUUAGAAAAAGGACAUUCGAAAACUAAAGAGACAUCUGCGUCUGAUAAUGAUUCAGACUUGUGCAAGCCAUCUACGAGUAGUGUUGUGAAGUGUGCAGAAACGUCAUCACAAGAUAGUUCAAAAGACUGUGCCGAAACUCGCAAUAUAGAUACAGAACAAGAGAGUCAAAUGAUACUCCCUUUAAAGCGUCAAAAGACCAUUACAGCUUCUUUUACAGAAAUUGAUGUUUUUUCUCCAUCUGGUGACAAGACUAGAAAAAUAAACAACUGUAUUUUAUAUAUGAUUUGUAAAGACCAUCAGCCGUUUUCAAUUGUGGAAAAUGAAGGAUUUCAUAAUUUAAUGAAAGUUGUAGCACCUCAUUAUAAAAUACCUAGCAGAACAUCCAUUACGCGUUGGCUAGACCAAAAAUUUGAAGCUCUGUCGACAAAUUUCAAAACAAAGUUGUCUACUAUAGAAUAUAUAACUUUAACAACUGAUAUUUGGUCAGAUACCAUGAAUAUGAAAAGUUUUUUGGGUGUGACGGCACAUUUUGGUUUUGAUAUCGAGUUAUACGCUGUGACGCUUGGAGUUUAUGAACUAAAUCAAAGACACACAUCUGACUAUAUUGCUGCAGAGCUCAUAAAAACUUGUGAGGCAUGGGGAAUACACAAAGAGAAAGUGUCAGCUGUUGUAACUGACAAUGCAGCCAAUAUGGUCAAGGCGGUGGAAUUAGCAUUUGGGAAAAAAAAAACAUAUUCCUUAAGUCCAGUGGCAAGAUUAAACGAAAAUCCGUUAGAAGUUUGGAAAGAUAUUAAAAUUCAGUUUCCGAAAUUAUAUAAAAUUGCGUUUAAGUUUUUGACUAUGGUGGGCACAUCUGUGCCCUCUGAAAGAUUAUUUUCCAAAGCGGCGCAGAGAGGCCUCAAUCCCUUUAUCGGAUUCACGUACAAAGGUGUCCGAAUGAAAACAGCCCACGGCCGCCGGAUAUUGGGUUUAGCCGCUUCACCGUUAAGCCUCAAUACAGCCUUCGAGCCAUCUAAAAUUAAAAUGGAAUAUCCAGUAGCCGCAUAA